Mesocestoides corti is the source of this 1314-nucleotide messenger RNA. The record is from the annotation of a GenBank genome assembly. NCBI's taxonomy places the organism in Eukaryota, Metazoa, Platyhelminthes, Cestoda, Cyclophyllidea, Mesocestoididae.
AUGAGGGAGGUUAUUUCAAUCCACGUGGGCCAAUGCGGUGUCCAGUUUGGUAACGCACUGUGGGAACUCUACUGCUCAGAGCACGCGGUUACCCACGAGGGCAUUCUUUUCGAACCACCCCAUGAGCUGGAGUGUCCUGACACAUUCUUCAACAUCUCCGAGUCCGGACGCCAUGUUCCACGUUGCCUCUUCAUUGAUUUGGAGCCGGGAGUUGUGGACGAAAUUCGUGUUGGUCCAUGGCGCAAACUCUUCCAUCCGGAUAAACUGAUUACCGGAUGUGAAGACGCCUCGAAUAAUUUUGCCCGUGGCUACUUCACCGUCGGAAAGGUGCUACUAUCGCCGAUCCUCAACGAAUUCAGACGCACCAUCGAACAGUGCAACGCUCUCCAGGGGAUCCUGUUUUUCCGCAGCCUUGGAGGUGGAACUGGAGCGGGCCUCACCGCGGCUAUUCUGGAUGUUCUUGGAGACUACAGGAAGUACAUUAAAGUGGAGAUUCCUGUCUACCCAUCUCCCUCGCUAUCAACAGCGCUCGUCGAACCCUACAACUGCCUCCUGGGUGAACACUUCACAAUGGAGGACUUCAACAUUGGACUGCUUAUGGACAACGAAGCCAUGUAUGAUGUGUGCGCGCGGUACUUGUCUUCCAAUCACACCACCUACACGAAAAUCAACCGACUUGCUGCUGUCGUCUGCAGCGCAGUGACCGCCUCGCUACGCUUCAAGAAUAUCCUCACGUCUGACCUGAACGUUGUCCAAACCAACCUCAUUCCUUACCCCCGCAUCCACUUCCCUCUGGCUAACUUUGCACCGGCACAGUCCACGGAAAAGACAACCUACGAGACGGCGAAUGUGAUGGAGAUCACUCGCUCGGUGUUUGAGCGCGACAAUCAGCUCAUUAAGAUUGAUCCGACCAUCGGCAAAUUCAUGUCCUGCACGCUCCUCUACAGAGGCAGUGUGAGUCCAGGUCAGGUGUAUGUUGCUCUGGCGGAGAUGCGGAAGAGCAAAGGCCUCGAGUUUGUGGACUGGUGCCCGACGGGUUUCAAGGUGGGCAUCACAAGCGAGACACCAAUGAGUCGAUGCGACAGCGGGAUCGGCCAGAAUAACCGGAAUGUUGUGAUGCUCGCCAACACCUCAGCAGUUGGACAGGCCUGGCAGAGGAUCGUGCACAAGUACUAUAUUCUCUACUCAAAACGCGCCUUCGUCCACUGGUACGUUGGUGAGGGCAUGGAGGAGAGCGAAUUCAACGAGGCGCUUGUCAACAUGACGUCCCUGGUGAAGGACUACGAGGAGGUCGCUUCUGACACCACUGUCUAG